AUCGUGCUCUACCUGACUGUUGGCACGACUCACAUUCCUCGCCCUGAGGAUUGGCCUGUCAUGCCAGUUGAGCACGUUAAUUUGAUGUUCAAACCUAACAAUUUCUUCACGAAGAAUCCGAGCAUGGAUGUCCCAGGAACAAACGACCCGAUGAGCAAGCCAGCCUUCAAUGGAGCGAAUGGCGCCAACGGCUCGAACGGCGCUUGCUGCUCCCAUUAAUGUGAUACCACUCACCCGACGUUUUCUUGGUUCUGCGUACUCGAAGGACACCAGUGUAUAACAUUUUUUUCACCGCUAUCGACUGCCCAUGCGUGUAUCAGAUAUCUCGAGUACCUAGUAUGAUUUCUCGGACAAAGAUCCGAGCGUUUAAUUUGUCUCCACUGUAUUACCUAUGCCUACUUGGAUAAAUUUCCAAGCUACUUAAUACGAUUUACUGCUGUCAUCUGUGAUCU
Messenger RNA from Suillus plorans, 452 nucleotides. RefSeq lists its product as uncharacterized. The transcript is spliced from 3 exons. Gene Ontology annotation, biological process: amine metabolic process. Bases 61 to 219 code for a protein of 52 amino acids. Lineage: Eukaryota; Fungi; Basidiomycota; Agaricomycetes; Boletales; Suillaceae. The record is from RefSeq and is a predicted model, not a curated record. Gene Ontology annotation, molecular function: quinone binding; primary methylamine oxidase activity; copper ion binding.